Molecule: messenger RNA, 1014 nt
Organism: Octodon degus (degu)
Lineage: Eukaryota; Metazoa; Chordata; Mammalia; Rodentia; Octodontidae
Gene: Taar5
Product: trace amine associated receptor 5
Exons: 1
Coding region: 1-1014 (337 amino acids)
Biological process (GO): G protein-coupled receptor signaling pathway
Cellular component (GO): membrane
Molecular function (GO): trace-amine receptor activity
Source: RefSeq, a predicted model, not a curated record
AUGAGAGCUGUCCUCCCCGACGGUGCUGGAGCGCACCCUGCAGCCUUCUGCUACCAGGUGAACGGGUCUUGCCCCAGAACAACCCACCCUCUGGGCAUCCGUGUGGCCAUCUACCUGGCCUGUGCAGCAGGCAUGCUGCUCACCAUCCUGGGGAACUUGUUUGUGGUGUUUUCUGUGUCCUACUUUAAAGUGCUUCACACUCCCACCAACUUCUUGCUGCUGUCCCUGGCCCUGGCUGACAUGUUACUGGGUCUGCUGGUGCUUCCCUUAAGCACCGUUCGCUCUGUGGAGAGCUGCUGGUUCUUCGGGGACUUCCUCUGCCAUCUGCACACCUACCUGGACACACUCUUUUGCCUCACAUCCCUCUUCCAUCUCUGCUUCAUUUCCAUUGACCGCCACUGUGCCAUCUGUGACCCCCUGCUCUACCCCUCCAAGUUUACAGCCCGGGUGGCCCUCAGGUGCAUCUUGGCAGGGUGGGGGGUGCCAGCAGCUUACACUGCCUUCUUCCUCUACACAGAUGUGCUGGAGAGGGGACUGAGCCAGUGGCUAGAAGAGCUGCCUUGUGUGGGUAGUUGUCAGUUGCUGUUCAAUAAGUUUUGGGGCUGGCUCAACUUCCCUGCGUUCUUUGUUCCCUGUGUCAUUAUGAUCAGCUUGUACAUAAAGAUCUUUGUGGUUGCGAGCAGGCAGGCUCAGCAGAUCAGCACCUUGAACAAAAGCUUGGCUGGGGCUGCCAGGAGAGAGAGAAAAGCUGCCAAGACCCUGGGCAUUGCUGUGGGCAUCUACCUCUUGUGCUGGCUUCCCUUCACUGUGGACACGAUGGUGGACAGCCUCCUCAACUUCAUCACACCACCACUGGUCUUUGACAUCUUCAUCUGGUUUGCUUACUUUAACUCAGCCUGCAACCCUAUCAUCUAUGUCUUUUCCUACCGGUGGUUCAGAAAGGCGCUGAAACUGACCCUGAGCCGGGAAAUCUUCUCAAUGCAGAAAUCCACUACUGAUUUGUACCAAGAAUGA